This is a messenger RNA of Camelina sativa (false flax), 813 nucleotides long. Its product is annotated as putative calcium-binding protein CML14. Lineage: Eukaryota; Viridiplantae; Streptophyta; Magnoliopsida; Brassicales; Brassicaceae. Gene Ontology annotation, cellular component: myosin II complex. The record is from RefSeq and is a predicted model, not a curated record. Gene Ontology annotation, molecular function: calcium ion binding.
ACGAAACGACGACGUCUAGUCUGUCUCUCUCACCUUGACGUUAAAAAAAAACGUUACAACACUCAGUCGUCAGGACCAAAGAGGAUUUGAUUUGAUUUGAUUUGAUUUCUCCACAAGAGAUCCGACCCGAAUCCGAAAACCCGGAAGCGAAGAUGGGCAAGGAUGGUUUGAGCGACGACCAAGUCUCAUCAAUGAAAGAAGCGUUCACGCUCUUCGACGCAGACGGCGACGGCAAAAUCGCGCCGUCGGAGCUCGGAAUCCUGAUGCGAUCACUCGGCGGAAAUCCCACAGAAUCACAGCUCAAAUCGAUCGCCGCGACGGAGAAUCUAUCCUCUCCGUUCGAUUUCAAUCGAUUCCUCGAUCUAAUGGCGAAACAUCUGAAAACAGAGCCGUUCGAUCGCCAGCUGCGUGAUGCCUUCAAGGUACUCGACAAGGAAGGUACUGGAUUCGUCGCUGUAGCGGAUCUGAGGCAUAUACUUACGAGUAUCGGUGAGAAGUUGCAGCCGAGUGAGUUUGAUGAGUGGAUCAAAGAGGUUGAUGUUGGAUCUGAUGGUAAGAUCCGUUAUGAGGAUUUUAUUGCUAGGAUGGUUGCGAAGUGAGAGAGAGAGAGAGAGAGAGAGAGAGAGAUCUAAAUCCCUAAUUUGAAUUUGAACGGAUCUUAGGGUUUGUUUCUGAAAUGUUGAUUUGUUAAUGUAAUUGGGAGUUUUUGGUGGUGUUAGACUAUAAAAUCUCUUGUCUUUUUAUGAUUCUGAUUAUUGAAUUGAGUUGGGAUUAAGGUGUGUUAUUGAAAAGAUGGUUCCUUUUGUUGUGAUA